AUUUCCUCUCCGCCGCCGCCGCCGCCGCCUCCCUCCCUCCCCGCCGCCACGGCCGCCCCCCUCGUCGUGGAAUCCGCCCAACCGACGAGCUGCCUCCGUAUCCGAUUCGGCCAGCUACCACCACAACUCCUUGACGCUACCGUCGCCGUCUGAGGUCCCCCGCGCCGGCCAGCCCCACCCCGCCCCUCGUCGCCGACUACCUCCCCUUCUCAGUAGGGCGCUAGAAGUCAACAUGUCGUUGGAUGUUACUCAAAUACUCUUGAGUGCGCAAUCUGCUGAUGGCUCGAUUAGGAAGCAUGCUGAAGAAAGCCUCAAGCAGUUUCAGGAGCAAAACCUCCCAGGUUUCUUGCUCUCCCUCUCAAGUGAGUUGGCCAAUAACGAGAAACCUGAAGAGAGCCGCAGGUUGGCUGGCUUGAUCCUUAAGAAUGCACUGGAUGCAAAGGAGCAGCACAGGAAGAGUGAACUUUUCCAGAGAUGGCUGGCACUGGAUUCUGGUGUCAAGGCACAAAUUAAAGCGUUGCUGCUGCAAACUCUCUCAUCUCCUGUUGCAAGUGCCAGAUCUACAUCUUCUCAAGUCAUCGCAAAGAUUGCUGGCAUUGAGAUCCCUCAGAAGCAAUGGCCUGAGCUUAUAGGAUCAUUGCUCUCAAACAUACAUCAGGUCCAGCCUAAUGUCAAGCAGGCGACGCUCGAGACACUUGGCUAUUUAUGUGAGGAAGUUUCUCCAGAAGCUGUUGACCAAGACCAAGUCAACAAGAUACUUACAGCUGUUGUUCAGGGUAUGAAUGCUUUUGAAGGGAACUCUGAAGUGAGACUUGCAGCCACACGGGCAUUGUAUAAUGCAUUGGGCUUUGCUCAGGUUAACUUCUCCAAUGACAUGGAGCGUGAUUAUAUCAUGAGAGUCGUAUGCGAAGCAACACAGUCAGCAAAGGUGAAGAUAAGACAGGCUGCCUUUGAGUGUUUGGUGGCUAUUUCAUCGACUUAUUACGAUAAGCUGGCCACAUACAUGCAGGACAUAUUUAAUAUUACUGCAAAGGCCGUGAGAGGAGACGAGGAGUCAGUUGCACUUCAGGCCAUUGAAUUUUGGAGCUCCAUAUGCGAUGAGGAAAUCGACAUUUUGGAUGAGCACAGUAGUGAGUUUACAGCUGAUUCUGAUGUUCCUUGCUACUAUUUUAUCAAGCAAGCUCUUCCUGCUUUAGUGCCAAUGCUGCUGGAGACCCUCCUCAAGCAGGAGGAAGACCAAGACUUGGAUGAAGGUGCUUGGAACCUUGCAAUGGCUGGUGGUACUUGUUUGGGCCUGGUGGCGAGGACUGUUGGUGAUGAUGUUGUUCCUCUUGUGAUGCCUUUUGUUGAGGAGAACAUAACGAAACCUGAAUGGAGGCAAAGAGAGGCUGCAACAUAUGCUUUUGGAUCCAUUCUGGAGGGUCCAUCAGCUGAUAAACUGGCCCCUCUAGUUAACGUAGCCUUGAAUUUUAUGUUGUCUGCGUUGUUGAAGGACCCAAAUAACCAUGUGAAGGACACCACUGCUUGGACCCUCGGAAGAAUAUUUGAGUUUCUUCAUGGUUCUGCGCUUGAAACUGCUCCUGUUAUUACAGCUGAGAACUGCCAGCAAAUACUUACUGUGCUACUUCAAAGCAUGAAGGAUGUCCCAAAUGUGGCAGAAAAGGCAUGUGGGGCACUCUAUUUCCUUGCACAAGGCUAUGUGGAUGCUGGAUCGGUGUCACCAUUAGCCCCUUUCUUCCAAGAUAUUAUUCAGAGCCUUAUUGUGACCAGUCACAGAGAAGAUGCUGGAGAAUCCAGGCUGCGUACCGCAGCUUAUGAAACUCUAAAUGAAGUUGUCAGGUGCUCCACCGAGGAGACAGCUCCUAUUGUUUUGCAGUUGAUACCAGUGAUUAUGAUGGAACUCCAUCAGACACUUGAAGCAGGAAAGUUGUCAACUGACGAGAGGGAGAAGCGGAGCGAUCUGCAGGGCCUUCUCUGUGGUUGCUUGCAGGUCAUUAUCCAGAAGUUGGGAGGGAUGGAGUCAACAAAGUUUGCCUUCUUGCAGUAUGCGGAUCAGAUGAUGGAUCUAUUUUUGAGAGUUUUUGCUUGUCGAAAUGCCACGGUGCAUGAGGAGGCUAUGCUUGCUAUUGGUGCAUUGGCAUAUGCAGCCGGUUCAAACUUCGCAAAGUACAUGGCACAAUUCUACCAGUACUUGGAAAUGGGACUUCAGAACUUUGAAGAGUAUCAGGUAUGUGCUAUUACAGUGGGUGUUGUGGGUGACCUGUGCAGGGCACUGGAGGACAAAAUUUUACCUUACUGUGACGGCAUCAUGACCCAGCUCCUGAAAGAUCUUUCCAGCAAUCAGUUACACAGAUCUGUAAAACCACCUAUAUUCUCGUGCUUUGGUGAUAUUGCACUGGCAAUUGGGGAGAACUUCGAUAAGUAUUUGAUCUAUGCGAUGCCCAUGCUACAAAGUGCAGCAGAUUUGUCGGCGCAUGCAACUUCAGCUGAUGAGGAAAUGCUCGACUACACCAAUCAAUUAAGGAAUGGCAUCUUGGAGGCCUACUCUGGCAUUCUUCAAGGAUUCAAGGGUUCCCCUAAGAUGCAGUUACUGAUGCCGUAUGCCCCACAUAUUCUUCAGUUCCUUGACGCUCUUCAUAAUGGCAAGGAUAUGGAUGAUUCUGUGAUGAAGACUGCAAUAGGUGUCUUGGGAGAUCUGGCAGACACAUUGGGUGUUCAUGUUGGUCCCUUGAUCAAUCAAUCGACCUCAAGCAAGGAAUUUUUGGAUGAGUGUUUAUCAUCUGAUGAUCCUCUGGUCAAAGAAUCAGCUGACUGGGCAAGGAUUGCAAUCAGCCGUGCAGUUUCAGGUUGACGUGGCAUUGGUGUCGAGUCUGCACAUGCAUCCAUCCACGUGUCGAGUCUGGGUCUUCGGUUGCAGGUUGCAUCGUAUCUUUGGGGAAGUCCACCAUCCUAACAGGAGUGUCGAAGGGUCCUCACUAACUCAUGCAUCAGUACAUGUGUCAGCCCAGCCUUUUUCACUUGUGUGGAAAAGAGGGUUAAGUUGGCUGCCUGCUAACUUUGCUAAAGGCAUCUAGAACCUUCAAUUUCUUAUUGGGGGUGAGAUGAGCUUCUAUGGUUGGGUGCCAUGCCGAUGGUUCGUUGGCGUGGCUUGCAUGCCCUACGGUCUGGGUGUGCUAUCGCUUUCCCUUGCCUCCAUUGCAUGCAUCAAACUUUGGUCGUAUGGUUACAAGUCCUGGUUGCUUAUGGAUCCGUUAUGCAUAAGGGGCUCGCGUGCACUGUCACGGGAUAAUUUUGCACUGCUCAGGAGGUCCAAGUUGGACAUGUCCCUCACGAGCUGGUAGCUUGUUAAUUUCUUUUUCGAGAGUAUGUAGCUUGUUUAUUUCAUGUUUCCUUUUCCAUACUUGCAUUGUCCUGCAUCCAUUAUCGGACUGUUUUGUAAGGGUUUCUCAUGGUCAAAACUUCGACGGCUAGCCGUUGUGCAAGACCCUGCAUGCGUCGGUUUAUUUCCAGGUGCUGGGGGUUGAGCCCUUUUUUUGUUAUCCUUGCUGCUGCUCCAUUUCAGUUUUCAUUGAGGCUGUGUGCUGGCGGGUUGAACAAGAACUGUCAUUGGUUUCGGGGUGGUUUUAUUUUGGGGCAGCUGUGGAGUUUGAUUUGUUAUUUACGGGAACUGUAUAAUUGGGUGGAACUCUGCCGCCUCCUAUCUCAUGUGUCAGUAUCAUUCGCUGUGUAUACAAGGAUUUGAUCAUGAACGGGUUCAGUGAUAUGGGUCUUUGUCUCUUA
Triticum dicoccoides is the source of this 3780-nucleotide messenger RNA. RefSeq names its product importin subunit beta-1-like. The record is from RefSeq and is a predicted model, not a curated record. Gene Ontology annotation, molecular function: small GTPase binding. Lineage: Eukaryota; Viridiplantae; Streptophyta; Magnoliopsida; Poales; Poaceae. The transcript is spliced from 3 exons. Bases 233 to 2851 code for a protein of 872 amino acids. Gene Ontology annotation, biological process: protein import into nucleus.